Messenger RNA from Clarias gariepinus (North African catfish), 2294 nucleotides. RefSeq names its product retinoblastoma binding protein 8 (gene rbbp8). Gene Ontology annotation, molecular function: damaged DNA binding; double-strand/single-strand DNA junction binding; Y-form DNA binding. NCBI's taxonomy places the organism in Eukaryota, Metazoa, Chordata, Actinopteri, Siluriformes, Clariidae. Gene Ontology annotation, biological process: double-strand break repair via homologous recombination; DNA double-strand break processing involved in repair via single-strand annealing. Gene Ontology annotation, cellular component: site of double-strand break. Bases 290 to 2047 code for a protein of 585 amino acids. The transcript is spliced from 18 exons. The record is from RefSeq and is a predicted model, not a curated record.
GCGCCAUAUUCGUUUGGUUUAUCAGAUUGCGGCUGUGAAGUUGCAUACAGUAUUAAUGAUUCCGAGAAAAGAUUGUUAUUGCUUAUACUUACGUUAGAAGUUGGAUAGUUUGUUACAGACACAUAAACUAGCAAGAUAACGCGGAAGUUGAACGUCUCGCGCGCAGUCGCUAUUCGGGUGUAGGAUUUGGCUGCUCGCUCUUUCAGCACAGGAGAAGAGAGUGUUGUUCUCCCCCGGUGAAGCUGAUCGACGCGCGGCAGGUUGUUGUCCCGAGGGCCGGGAGGGCAGAAUGAGCAGCGCGCAGGGCGGCAGUGAUGACGUGUGCACUCCGGGAAGCAGCGCGCGAGCCGCCGAGAGCACCGAGCUGUUCCAGGAUCUGCUGCAGCGCCUCAGGGAGUGUCAUGGCAACGCAGUGCAGGAGCUACAGUUAAAGGUGAAUAAACUGAAGAAGGAUCGUUGUUUUGAUGCACAAAGACUGGAGGAGUUUUAUAAUAAGAACCAGCAGUUACGGGAGCAGACGAGAACGCUGCAGGAAUCCAUUAAAGCCCUGAAGGGAAGAUUACAGUCUGGACCAUGUGAUCGCUGCGGAGAAACAGAAAAGCAGAUGAAAAAAACACAAGCCAUGUUUGAAAACCUUCCACUUCUUAAUGAACUUCAAUGUGAGAGGGACAUGCUUAAAGAAGAGAACAGAAAGCUAAAUCUUCAGCUAGAGCGGCUACGCGGCCAAAUUUUUCAGCAGACAUCGUUCUCAGAGCCAGAGGAAGGCAUGAUCCCGGACUCGCCGAAGCAGCCGCUGUCCUUUCCUGUAGUCAACAAGAUGAAGCGCAAGAAAGAUCAGAGCCACGUUCGCUAUGCUGAAAAACUGCUGUCUCAAUCACCACCUGACCGUCAGCAGCGAGAGCUGGACCGCCAUGCUGGAGCUGUGCUGGUGCCAGAGACGUGUGAUAUGGAUGUGACGUGUAUUACAAAGAGCAAUAUCAAAAUUCAUGGCAGAACUGUGGUUGCAGAAAGUUGCCAGAUAGAGAUAAAUUCUGAGCAGAUGUCGGAGAGUGAAGUAAACUCUCAGAGCGUUGUCGCUAAAUCUAAGCACAAAGCAAAGAAUGCCACUAAUUGUCUAGGGCCUGAAGAGCAGAAUAAAAUGAAAACUCAAAAUGGGCCGAAAUCUUCACAGAAACAGUCGAGCAAGCAAACUGAGCAGACACUUUUCAAGGAACCAUGUGUGAGACGCAGCUGGGAGACAGAACGGUCCAUGCCUGAUGCUCCAUCUUCUCCACGCAGGGGUUCACUGCUGAGCCAGAACUGUAGUCCCAAUGAUGAGAGCUGGAGCAUGGACCCAGGAGCUGCUCUGUCCCAAUAUGAUGCAAGUAUCCUUCCUCAUCCAGAGCCCAAAAUACAGGCAGAGACUGUAGACUUUGACUGCACAUAUGUGAGCCAUAGUUUGCUAGUAGCUCACCAAAAGAAGACUGAACUGGACCAGACGAACAGCAUCCCAGGAAUAGGGCAGAAGGCUAAUGACAGCUUAGCAAAUAUCUUUGAUACCACUGGGCAUGAAGAUUAUGAGUCCUGCCCUCAGGACGAGACGAGCGCCUUGGAGGAGGAGUAUGAUCAUGAGGAUGAGGAAGAAUGUGAAAAACAAAAGGAGGACAUGAAACAAGAUGAACAGAUGGAGGAAGCAGAGUUUAUGGAUGAACAAGAGAAACCCAUGGGAGAUUCUCCUGAGAGUGAUAAGAACAGGUCUGUUGCUCAUGUAGUAGUUGUACGCAAGAAAGCUGAACGGAGGAAACUUCAAGGUCACACGUGCAAGGAAUGUGAGAUUUAUUACGCUGACCUCCCUGAGGAAGAGAGAAAGAAGAAACUGUCGUCCUGCUCACGGCACCGAUUCCGUUACAUCCCCCCCUCCACCCCAGAGCACUUCUGGGACGUGGGCUUCCCUUCUACACAGACUUGCAUAGAGAGAGGAUACAUCAAAGAGGACAACCAAGCAGAUUUACGUUUGAGGAGGAGAACACCUUACCUCGCUACAUUCUCACCAAAAGCUAAACCGUAGUAGUGGGUUCUGAUGUAACGCUUCAUAGUUACGGAAAUUUGUACAAACUAAGACUAUAGUAGCAUAACACAAUAUUAACUCUAUAGCCCAUGGGAAAUUCUGUAGAAAUCCAGUUUUGUUUGGGAAACUUAUUUGUAAUUAGUAGGUGUAAUGGGUGUUUUGGUAUAUGAUUCAGGUUGUAAAUAGUAAAUUGUUAUAAUAUUGUUGAAAUAAGCUAUAAUAAACACUUGUUUAUGUUACUUUUAUU